UUUUCCUUUUGCAUUUCAGAGGGGUUUUUUCCUGUUGUUCUUGGUGGUUGGGGUUCUCACACAUUACUUUUGACGAUCGGUGCUAUACUGGUGUAGCGCAGACGUGGAGUUUCUGGUUGCAGUGGGUCUGAGGCAAAUUGUCAAUACGAAGAUGACCUGUUGGCCUGCUUCGCCGAACUGAUUUUGUUGAUCCAUUCUUAUUAUUUGCACUGAUUGCACCCUGAUAUUGAGAAACAUUGUGUGGUUGACGAAAGUGAGGUAUGGAUCCCCUUGGCACCAAUUCUGGAGUUGUGGAUGUUGCGGAAAUCAAGCGGUGGUCGGCUACGACCCAGUCUGGAAAUCUUCCUGAAGUCGAUCCUCUCAGCUCCGACCAGUCGCCGUUUCCAUGCAACCCUCAAAUCAAUGCCAAAAUUGCUCUUUGGGAGGGCGACAUUGGAACUAUCAAUGCGCAAGCAGUCACAAGCGCAACUAACGAGGCUAUGACGGAUUUCCGGCACCCGGCCACACGCAGCGUCUUCGACAAAGCAGGUCCUGGCCUGCUGCAGGAGUGUCGCAUGCAGAUUCAAACUUGUCGUACCGGGGAGGCAAAAAUCAGCCAGGGUUAUAACCUUCCAGCUCGUCAUGUGAUACACACUGUCGGUCCUCGAUACAAUGUGAAGUACCGCACGGCAGCUGAGAGUGCUCUGUACAAUUGCUACCGCAGUGUAAUGCAGCUUGCCAGGGAGCAGCACAUCACAACAUUGGCUAUCAGUGUUCUGCACUCAUCUCAUCGAGGCUAUCCGGCAGAAGAGGGUGUUCAUAUCGCACUUCGAACGGUGCGGCGCUUCAUGGAGAAAUGGACAGACAUCUUCGACCUGAUUGUCAUUGCUGUGGAGGGCAGCGAUGCGGCAAUUUAUCAUCAAACGUUUUCCAUGUACUUUCCGCGGAGUAAAGAGGAAGAACAGGCGAUGACGAAUGUGUUACCAGAAGAUAUCGGCAAUGAGGAAGGAGAGCCAGUGAUAGCAGACCGUCAGAUUCGCAUUCGUGAUAACCCUAUCCUACUACAAGCCGAACGGCACGAUGCAAGUGACGAAGAGGGAGCAGCGACGGGUGUUACUGAUCCCGGUGACCUAGCGGAAGUUGGCCAGCACUCCUUCGCUCACAUGACUGGGGACCAGGACAGUCGUCGGCUGGAAGUGCUCCGCGGUAGAACGAAAGAGGAGACGGCCGAAAUGGAAAAGCAGAGGAUGUACCAGCGGCUAUUACGGCGGGCUCGCACGGAGGACAUGUCUGACAUGGCGCGAUUACGCGCUCUAUACACGUCAGGUGUUGACUUCAUGGGGCGGCCAGUUGUUGUGUUCGUUGCUCGGCAUUUUCCCGCUACGUCUGUCGAUAUUGAAAAGGCGAUUUCCUACUUUAUCCACGUCCUGCACCCCGUUGUCGACAAGGACUAUGUGGUUGUGUACUUUCACACGCUGAGCGCUAGUGAGAACCAUCCAGAGCUCUCGAUGCUGCGGCAACUCUACGACCUUGUUGAUAACAGGUACCGGAAGCAUCUCAGGUCAUUCUACAUUGUCCACCCCACCAUCUGGUCCAAGGUUGCAACGUGGUUCUUCACCACCUUCACAGCCAGCAGCAUCAAAGAGAAAGUCCAGAACAUGGAUGGAGUCCAGUACCUCUAUGACGUCAUCAACCCUGAUCAGCUGCAAGUGCCUCAGUUUGUACUCGACUACGAUGUGCAGAAAAAUGGUCUAAACUACUAUACACCACAGGGCAGAGAAGGUGCAAACAAUGGUGGCCUGUGAGGCUAAUCUCGCUGCCCAAGUCAGGAGUGUUGUACAUUAUGGUCGCUGUCAUUGCUGGUUGGUUUGUUGUUCUUGUUGUUUCUGCUUCUGUUACUGUCGGGUUUCUUCUGGUGUUUACUUCAAAGUAAUCGUUCAGAAUCCGUUUGUACUCCUGUUUUGUUAAAACGCUGGUGUGUGUCUUGUGUCAACUGCACACCUCUUACACAGAGCAUGCAUGCAUACACACAUACGUAUUGAUCUCAUUGUCCUUGUGUUUGGUCCUUGACAUCUGUAAAAAUGUCAUUUCCGUCAGUCAUGCGGCUUUCUUGUAGAAAAACAUUAUGUUCAUGGUUUGUGUUUACCACAUAAGUCAGCAAUGUUUUGCCCCCACUCCCAUCCGUGUACUUCAGUCGGCCCUGCACAUUGAUUUUGCUCUGCUGCAGACAAGCACGCACUUGCGUGCGCACGCACGCACACACACACACACACACAUACACACACGCACAUGCCAACCGGUACACAUAGAUUUAGUGGAGAGUGUAUUUAGUGUGCGCUGCAAUCAUCUCGUUCCGAUUCAAGCUUUCGUCGUUUCAUGCUCUCCGUACUGUAAAUGACCCUCAGCUGGCUAAGGGUUAGCAUUAUUAUGUUACAGCUGCAUGCUUGUGUGGACAUUUUCCUAUUUUUCUAUCUAUGCACAUGACUCAUUAUUGAAACCAAGUAUUUUUUUCACCCAUCCCCAGACAUGCGUUUCACUGAUUUUUGUCCUUUCUAGUUCUGCGGCGUGAAAACCUAUCACACGUACACACACACACACACACGUACACACGUACGUACACGCACACACAUACACAGACCAUGCACACACAUCCAUACGUACACACACACACACACACACACACACACACACACACACACACACACACACACACACACACACACGUACACACACAUUGUUCUCAUCCACUUGCGAGCUUGUAAGCUUUUCUGCCCGUCAGCGUAUGUUUCCCUCAACCGUCUGAAAAAAAUCGAAUGUCUUACUUUGUAAUGGAAUUUCCUCUUCAGUUAUCGUUUCCUUUGUGUGCAUGUUCACUUCAGUCUUCUUUUUGUGCUGUGAGUGUGCCCGUGCUUAGAUACAUACAUGUAAAUGGAUUUUGAAGUAUGAUACUUGAAAUUUAUGUGGAUAUAUUAUUAUCACUAUUGCUUCCGAACGCUAUGAAGUAUUCUUUGCUGGAUCUGCUUCUUCUUUUCUUUUCUUUUAAAUGUGAUGGCGGCUUCAUUGCAGUCCUAUGUGCUACCGUUUC
Sycon ciliatum is the source of this 3064-nucleotide messenger RNA. Its product is annotated as protein GDAP2 homolog. The record is from RefSeq and is a predicted model, not a curated record. The transcript has 14 exons. The coding region runs from base 261 to 1784 and encodes 507 amino acids. NCBI's taxonomy places the organism in Eukaryota, Metazoa, Porifera, Calcarea, Leucosolenida, Sycettidae.